Molecule: messenger RNA, 1101 nt
Organism: Epithele typhae
Lineage: Eukaryota; Fungi; Basidiomycota; Agaricomycetes; Polyporales; Epitheliaceae
Exons: 4
Coding region: 1-1101 (366 amino acids)
Source: RefSeq, a predicted model, not a curated record
AUGCUUGAUGGCUUCAAGCCUGCGAAACGAACCCCAAUCUCUGUGCCCGCUCCUAAGUUUGCGUCUGCGUUCGACGAUCCACACAAGUCGAAAUUGACAAGCAAAGAUCAACCUCUUCGUGCGCCCCCUCCACCGGUCUCUCUCUCCUCCUCUGCUACCACGCGCCCGAAUUCUCGUUCUUUGCACCCUCCUCUGUUACCCAUCCGUCUCCCCUCUCAGCCUCAAGCCGGACCUUCCAACGCUGCCGUUCGUGCCCCUGUUACUCGAGAUAAGCCCGUGCACAUCUUGCGACCCCCAGACUUCCAAAUCUCCCCGAAGCCCACGACGAAGUUCACAUUACCAUCUCAUCACAAGUCUGGUCCUGCUCGCCCCAUGAGAGUCAUGCCUGUGCCCGAGCUCGGCGAUAUAUUCCUCAAACCCCUUGCCCCAGAGCCACAGAAACCGAAACGGCGUAAGGUCAAGACGAUCACGACGACGCGCGUCGCACUUGCACUGGACCCGCUGACUGAAGCUGGCUCCGAAGAGCUCAUGGCGCUCAACCUGGAGCUGGCUGCCACGGCAUACCUCAGUCCGACCGCGCGUGAGCUCAACCGAGGACUCGGCCAGAGUCCCGAGAAGGCGUCUAAGAAAAAGACUGCCAAAUUCCUCAGGGGAGGGCUUGCGGACCGUGCGCAACAUCUGUUUGCGCAGCAGAGGACGGGUCUCGCGCUGUGGCAGAAAGACAUGGAUCUCCAAGCCCAGCGACCAGGAACACAUCCUCGCAGUCCCCCAGACCUCUCUCUCCGGAUCAUAGACACAGUGCACAUUACAUCAAUCGCCAGUCUACAACGCUCGCAGACCGUGCCGCGGCUCUCUAUUGUCCGCUGUGCGAAGCUUCUCAAGGGCAGCGCUGUUGGCGAGAUCACGGUGGUCCUCGACUUCGGCAUUAAUGGCGCCACGGGGUCCGAGGCCCGUACCCUCGAAGACGCCAAGGGUGGGCGCGGGCUCAACAUCUGGUCACCUUGGAACAGCUCCGACCGUUCCGCCGAGGAGCUGCGGAAAUACGGGGUUCUUCCUAAAGACGGUACUGUCUUGUUUUGUACUCGGUUUCGAAUAAUAUGA